Molecule: messenger RNA, 2074 nt
Organism: Lotus japonicus
Lineage: Eukaryota; Viridiplantae; Streptophyta; Magnoliopsida; Fabales; Fabaceae
Product: protein NUCLEAR FUSION DEFECTIVE 4-like
Exons: 3
Coding region: 69-1712 (547 amino acids)
Cellular component (GO): membrane
Source: RefSeq, a predicted model, not a curated record
AUACAUUGCAUGUUUCCGCAAAAUUGAAAUAAAUUCUGGUAGCUAAUUUAGCUGAUUCAAUUUAAUCAAUGGGCGCCACUGAGUUCUCCGUCUCCACCGCCGGCAAAUGGCUCGGCCUCGUCUCCGCCAUCUGGAUCCAAUCCAUCUCCGGCAACAACUACACCUUCUCCAACUACUCCCACGCCCUCAAAUCCCUCAUGCACCUCACCCAGCUCCAGCUCAACAACCUCUCCGUCGCUAAAGACGUCGGUAAAGCCUUCGGUCUCCUCGCCGGCCUCUCCUCCGACUUCCUCCCCACUUGGGCCAUCCUCCUCAUCGGCUCCGUCGAAGGCCUCAUCGGUUACGGCGUCCAGUGGCUCGUCGUUGGCCAAUUCAUCAACCCUCUCCCCUACUGGCAGAUGUGUGUGUUUCUUUGUUUGGGAGGCAAUAGCACAACAUGGAUGAACACUGCGGUGUUGGUUACCUCCAUACGCAACUUCCGCCGAAACAGAGGACCAGUUUCCGGGAUUCUGAAGGGGUUUGUAGGGUUGAGCACUGCUAUAUUCACCAACCUCUGUUCCGCUCUGUUCGCCGACGAUCCUGCUUCUUUUCUCCUUAUGCUCGCUCUGAUUCCGUUCGCCGUUUGCAUCGCCGGCGUGUUUUUCCUCCGGGAGGUUCCUCCGGCGAAGACUGUAACAGCCGAGGACGACAGCGAGGAGGCUAGCUACUUCGGCGUUUGUAACGCUGUUGCCGUCGUUGUCGCCGUUUACCUCCUGGCCUACGGUUUUGUCCCCAGUCCUAGCUCCUUGGUGUCGCGAGUGUUCGUGGCGGUUUUGCUGGUUCUGUUGGCUUCGCCGGUGGGGAUUCCGGUCUACUCUUACUUCAAAGGAAGGAAAUCGAAAUCGAACCGGGAUGUUGAGGGGCAGCGGGUGACCGAACCGUUGCUGAUUCAGAGUGACGACAAGGAGAACGGGGCGGUGACGGUGGCGGCGGAAGAGGAAGUGGUGGUGGUGAAGGGGCGGCCGGCGGUGGGGGAGGAGCACACGAUAUGGGAGGCGAUGAGGAGUGUGGAUUUUUGGAUCUUGUUCACGUCGUUUCUAUGCGGCGUGGGAACCGGGUUGGCCGUGAUGAACAAUAUGGGUCAAAUCGGGUUGGCUCUCGGGUACACCGACGUGUCACUCUUUGUCUCAUUGACCAGCAUUUGGGGAUUUUUUGGACGGAUCAUAUCGGGUUCGGUUUCGGAGCUCUUCAUCAAGAAAGCUGCAACGCCUAGACCUCUUUGGAAUGCAGCAUCACAGAUUCUGAUGGCUGUGGGUUACAUACUCCUAGCCAUGGCUUUGCCGGGUUCACUUUACAUUGGCUCUAUCGUAGUCGGCAUAUGUUACGGGGUGCGGCUAGCUAUUACCGUCCCAACGGCCUCCGAGUUAUUUGGACUCAAAUAUUAUGGUCUCAUCUACAACAUUCUCAUCCUCAACCUUCCAUUGGGUUCUUUCCUCUUUUCCGGGCUGCUUGCUGGCAUACUGUAUGAUAGGGAGGCAACUGCAACAGAAGGAGGAGGCAACACAUGUGUUGGAGGUCAUUGCUACAGGUUAGUCUUUAUAGUAAUGGCUGCAGCAUGCAUUGUUGGGUUCUUCUUGGACAUUCUAUUGUCAAUCAGAACCAAGAAUGUCUACAACAAGAUUUCCAUGAGCAAGAAAUCCAAGAAAUCUUUGGGGACAUCAAGUAGCCAAUGAUCCAGGAUGGGGCAUACAGAACGGUACAACAAAUCCUGGGAUUGAUGAGUUUUUUUUGCUUAGUGAUAUCCCAGUUUCCCACUAAGAAGAUAGACAUCCUAUUAAAUAGUUCACUAUUUUUUUUCAAAAAAAAAAAAAAAAAGUAAAGGAGGGUUGUUGUGACUGUGUUAAAUUCAAUUCUAAACUGUAAGCAUUCCACUAGAUUCUUAUUUUUCAUGAUAUGUUUCAUUGAUUAUUCAGAUAGAAUUCUUUUGGUUCAAUUUGGAGAGGACAACAGUCAAUUUUGUUGUUUCUCCGUGAACUGAUGGGGUGUAUCAUUUUUCUCUUAUUGUCAAGUCAGUAUUAUUUGGAAAUAAGCUUUA